GAUUUGUAAGUGUGUCACAGCCGGAGGAGCCAGGUGACCACGAACAAAGGAGAUGUGGAAGAUUUCUCUCGAUGGACAAAUGAGCUCUAACAAGAAACAGAAGCAGCUCCAUGAAACGUGGAGGAAAAGAAAGACAAUCCUGAGCCUCUCCUGCAGAUGACAUCACAAACCAUAGCCACUCGCACGUCCACAGGUCCAUCAUGGCUGACAGAAGGUCCUAUGGUUUACCUCCUCCCUCUCUGUCUUCACCUUCGCACCAGAAUGGAAGGAUCAGAGGACUAGUACCCAAAGGUUCUCCAACCAUUCACCAAAAUGGUAGCCUGGAUCAAGGACCAGGACACCACGCUCUCAGUAACACCAGUCCAGGUCUCACACCUGACCCUGCACCCAGCUGCAGCAGGACUCCAGCUUCCACCUUACCCCUUAGGAACCAUGGGGGUCUUGUGAGUCUUGAAGGCAGCAGCAGUACCACCAGACCUCAGGGUCAGAGCCUUGGCUCUAUUCUGAGCUCCAGGACCAGAACUACAUCUACCAGGUGCAAGCACAGGAGCAGCCAGCAAGAGGAGGACCCAGAGGCCUUGUUGGACCUCAUCCUGGAGUCUCAGGGUCAGAGACUGAACGACCAGAGAGCCAGCCACAGUCUUUUGCCAGAUCCUGGACCAGGUGCUCUAUGUGGGGCCUGUAGUCUCAACCCACCACCCCUACCUACUCUGGACUUCUACUGCAUGCUCAUACAAUACCAGUCUGACAGGAUGGAUGACCAGAGAUGUUCCCUUCCUGAUCUGGAUGAUGUGGCUGGAUCCGUUCCUGAGGGUCAGGAGGAUUUCUUCAGUUUGAUCCAGAGAGUUCAGUCCAGGAGGAUGAAUGAGCAGAGAGCUUCCCUGCUGCUAACACAUACUGAGGAUGAUUAUGAUAAUGAUGGUCCUGCUGCCUCCCCCCAUCAUCAAUAUCAUCACUGACCAAGAUCAAAGUCUGAGUGUUUGUCAGAGCCCCACAGAGACGGGGUCUACAAAGUACUGUUGAUAAGUAUCUAGAUUUGCACCAUUUGCAUGUUUUUGGAUGUUCUUUUCUGAAUCAGGGUAACUGCAGCAUUCAGACUGAAACCAGAAUCUGGACCUUGCUGAUGUGGCCGCUCAGCCUGAAGGUCUGACCUGAGACCUAUUGCUGUCCAACUCUUGACCCCAGGAGUUACAGGUCUGCUGUGGAGUUUCAGACUUCAGCUAAUAUUUUUAUGAGUGGGUCCUGCUUGGUUUCGUAUCUUGUGUCCAAGAGCAUGUGAGCGAAGGUGAUCUGAUUCAGCUGACACCGGUGGCAGCAGUAGCACCACAGGAAAUGCAACAAUGCCACAACAAAGGCAGCGAAGAAGAGUGCCAGCAAGUGGUCCCGAUGUAAACAAAUGUUUUAUGAUGACAAAAAAUAUAUCCAAGAUUUUUGUUAGAGUUUAAACAGAAACUUUGUUGACAAGAAAACUGCACAGCUUACCUCCAGCUGCCAGAUCACAUGACUCACUGGUACUCACAGGCGUUCAGGUGUGAUUGUCGGCACCAACAGGAAGUAACCACCUGUAUAGUCCCUUCUUCUGUUUCCACUGCUCUCUAUAUGGCUAACUCGAGAAUCGGUUUACUAAACACAGUACAAAGCUUCAUUGCAGAGGGCUGUUUCACAAAAGCAGAAUUAAGAAAGAAAUCCAAGAUAACAAGACAAAGUGAGGCUUGACCUAGUCUGCUAAGUGCAUCCUGACUAGCCAAUAUAAGCAAUGUGAUUAUCGGUUGAGGCAGAAGGCCGCCCACCAGGAGCCGGGGUCUGUCGGAGGUUUCUUCCGUUAAAAGGAGUUUUUC
This is a messenger RNA of Monopterus albus (swamp eel), 1838 nucleotides long. Its product is annotated as G-protein-signaling modulator 1-like. Gene Ontology annotation, cellular component: cell cortex. Gene Ontology annotation, biological process: establishment of mitotic spindle orientation. Lineage: Eukaryota; Metazoa; Chordata; Actinopteri; Synbranchiformes; Synbranchidae. The record is from RefSeq and is a predicted model, not a curated record. The transcript is spliced from 5 exons. The coding region runs from base 201 to 959 and encodes 252 amino acids. Gene Ontology annotation, molecular function: GDP-dissociation inhibitor activity; G-protein alpha-subunit binding.